UUAGUCCUGAGCGUCACUGAAGCUUCAGUUGGGUCACCGCCCACAUCGGCUCGUCCUGCAUUUGGUUAUGGAGUACUAAUGAAGACUUUGCAUGAUCAGCCAUAACAUAAGCGGCAGGUUGCAAAUGAGGUGGAGGCAAGUGUAAGCCUUCCAGAAAGCCGGAAACAACGGAGGAGAGAUGUUCCGUUGCCGUGUAAAUCUUCUGGAUGACACCCGCAUUGAGCGGGACCUGGAGAAAAAUGCAGUGGGCCAGGUGCUGUUUGAUGAGGUUUGUGAUCAUCUCAACCUGCUGGAGAGGGGUUACUUUGGCCUGGCAACAUUUGAUGCCUCCAACAACAGGGUGUGGCUGGACUUUUCUAGAGAAGUUCACAAGCAGAUAAUAGGUCAUGAUGCUACCUUCACCUUUAGUGUCAAGUUUUACCCACCUGAUCCUUCACUACUGGCAGAGGACCUCACCAGAUAUUUACUCUGUCAGCAGGUGAGAGCAGACAUCAUGACCAAUCGUCUGCCCUGUCCGUCAGACAUGCUGGCAGUGUUGGGGUCGUAUAUUGUGCAGUCUGAGUUGGGGGACUAUGACCCCGCGUUGCACGUGCCGGGAUACCUCCUGACCAUCCCCCUCGCACCCAAUCAGAGCCCAGAGCUGGAGGACAGCGUGACUGAGCUGCACCGCACAUACCAAUCGAUGACUCCUGCUCAGGCAGAUGAGAAUUUUCUUCAGAAUGCUAUAACACUCCCCUUGUAUGGAGUAGACCUGCAUCCUGCUAAGGAUUUGAGUGAAAGGGAUGUGAAGCUGGGUGUGAGUGCUGAUGGAGUGACAGUGUACGAGGGCAAGGCAACAACACAUAGUUACUCCUGGCCAGAGGUGCUGAAGAUUUCUUACAUCCGCAACAAAUUCCAUUUAAGGAUCCGCAACACACAGGAUACCACUGAAAGUACCAUCAGCUACAUUCUGCCCAGCUACCGUGCCUGCAAACGCCUGUGGAAAGUUGCUGUGGAGCACCAUGCCUUCUUUAGGAACCACCGUCCGGAUAAGUAUGAGGGAAUUCUGCAGCUAGGAUCCAGGUUCCGCUUUCGCAGAAACACUCAUACCGAAACUAUGGAGGUCAGCUCCAACAUCAAACGCCCCGGUCCACCAGUCACCCACUCUGCCAUCAAGAAAAAAGCAAAGGAGGGCAUGCUUCGUGCUUUGAAGAGCCCAACUCGAAUCCUGCUUGACGAUUGGUCCCAGGUGUUCAAGUUGGACCGUUCUCGGCCAACAUCUGUCCCAGAGCCCACCUAUACUUAUCAAGAGCCCCCCGCACAAGCAGUUAAAAAGACUCAUAGACACAAAGUGACAACUGAGGAGGAGGAGGAUGAUGAGGACGAGGUGCCAGAGGAAGAACAGGAGUGGUUUCAGCUGCUGGGUGGACGUUCAGUACUCAAACAGGUCACUCUGUCUUCAGAUACUGCAAAACUGGAACGUGCACACCCUCAGUUCUGGAAGCACAAUUCUAAUGACUGGCUGGUCCUUCUCUACCCCAAGCCUUCUGAAUCCUCUCUUUGGGAACUGGAGACACCCUCUGAAGAGCGAGAAGAAAAGUAUGAAAAGAAACAAUGGGUGGAGAAAACCACAGAGGAGAGCAUUAAGAUUUUUAAAGUAACUAAAGCUGGUGAACUGCAGGAGUUUACUGAGGAGCAGCUGGAGGCAGAGGAGGACGGAGAGGGAGUACAGAGAGUCUUCACUAAACAACAGAUCUCACAGCAAGUAGAAAUGAUUGAGGGGGAACCUGGAGAGGGUUUUGUUGAGAAAAGAGUAAGAAAGGUGGUGAUAGUGGAGACAAGAAAGCAAGUGAUGAUAGAGGAGGAAGGUCUGAAGUCUCCUGGUGAAAAGAUAAAAGGAUUACAGAAAAAAAUUCAAGAAGUGGAGACUAUUGAGAAGAGACUGCAGGAUGUGGAGGAUCUGAAAGUCAGACUACAGCAGGUAGAGAUGCUGGAGAAGAAACUGGAGCAAGAACGACAGAACCAUCUGCGAGAUCAACGAGAAGCCUGGUUCGUCCUGCUGGACCGAAGACCAUUAGUCUCAGAACUCAUUGAGAUAAUUAAGCAUGAAGAAGUCAUUAAAAAGAUGGAGGAGGAGCCAAUACAAAAGGUCGCACCACUUCGGAUCAGAGGUAUCUGGCAUAUUCUGCUGGAACUGCUGCCAAGAUCACAAUGGGCCACCCAUCUUCCACGAGCUCCUUCAGUGGAGGAUCUCGUCGAGGAGCCUGUGUCCUAUCAGGCAGUAGAGGAGAAGAGAUGGCAGGAGGAGAUGAAACUACGAGAGGAGAGGAGGAGAUCGAGCCAGUAUGUUUUCCCAGCUGAGAGAAAACCAGAGACCGACGAAAGAGACGACUGGUUCCACCUGCUGGAUCCUUCUCCUAAAGAAUCAAUGCUUGCCAGAGUUAUGGAACUUUACGUGGAGACCACAGAGGAGAAGGUCAGGCUGGUGGAGGAGCAGAUGAGUUUCAUAAAGAUGGAAAUGCCUUUUGAAUUGAUCCAGAGGAGACCGGAGGACAUGCAGGAGAGUGACCGCUGGUUUCUGCUUUUGGACCAAAUACCUUUUGAAAAGAGGAUUAUUCUUACAGAUCCUCUGGAAAGAAAGAAGAAAGAGGAGGAAGCACUGAGAAUAAAAGAGCUACAGAGGAAAAGGCAGCUGGAGCAGAAGAAGAAGAUUGCUGAAGAAGGAGUUGUCAGUAUGGAUAUUACAGUGAUUGAAGAGAAGAUAGAUGAACAGAAGAUCAGAGUGGAGGAAGUGAGGAAGGAACAGAAGCAAGUCAUAAUUCUGGAGAAGAAAGACAUGCAGCUUCUACCAGAGAGAGAAGCAAAAAUCCAGAGAGAUUUUUAUGAUGACUGGUUUAUUUUACUAGAUAAAUAUCCUACAGUGGGUGAGCUUUAUGAAGACACUGCAGGCCUGAGGAUCCAGCAAAGAGUCUCCAUAGUCUCUGAGCUGGUGAGCAUCAGGGAAAGGAUUGUGAUCAUCGACGAGAGGAGAGAAGUCACAGAUGAAGAAGUGGAGAAGGGUCCUGUUGUGCUGGUUGUUGAUGCUAACAGCUGGUUUGUGCUUUUUGACAAAGAUCUGAUAGCACAAAGGAGUGUUCCCGUAGAGGCUACAGACUCGUGGUAUGAUGAGGAGAAGAUAUUAAGAGAAAUCAAGGAGAAGAGGCUUCAAGAUGAGCAGAGGAGAAAACGUAUGGCGGAGGAAAGAUUUGCUCACAUGGAGGUGGAGGAAGAAGAGGAGUUUGAGAUAGAGGAGGGUGAUGAGUGGUUCAUCCUCCUGCGAACAUUAGCGGACAGGAAAGCCGAGGUGGAGAGACAUAGGAAACAGGAGGAGUGGGAGAAGCAAGUCAUGGCAGAGGAAAGGAGAAAAGCAUCAAUAAUACAAGAUCGUAUGGUUCUAGCUCAGAGAGAUGUGAAGGACGAGUGGUACCUAAUUUGGGAACUUUCUUACCUAGUCUCAGAGCGUGAACUUCCUCCCUCCAUCUCCGUUCCAGUGGUUGUGCCUAAAUCCCGCCCAGAGCCUAAACCCCGCCCAGAGCCUAAACCCCGCCCAGAGCUUAAACCCCGUCUUGAACCUACUCCCCGCCCAGAGGUUAAGCCAAGGCAAGAGAUUAAACCCCGCCCGGAGAUUAAACCCCGCCCAGAGAUUAAACCCCGUCCAGAGUUUAAACCAAGUCCAGAGCCUACACCUCGUCCUGAGUUUAAACCCCGUAUAGUGCUUCCAGCUGAUCGUCCGAUGACCUCCACUCCCACAACACAGCCUGCCCCCUUCACCAGACCCUCGUUUCAGGACGAGACACUGAGGAGCCUGGAUGAGACACAGGAGACUGAGAUGGAAUCAGAGUCAAGCCUAAUUAUACAGAGAAUGAUAAAGAGAAUGCAGAAUGAAAGCAUUUAUGUCCGCCACAGUAAGCGAAUGUUGGAGGGCAGUGAUAUAACUCAUCAGGUGGUGCUAAAGCAGCAUGCCAGCACCAGUCAGCUGAAGCGGGUGUAUAUGGAGGAUAUGCCGGAGUUUGGUCCCACUGACUGGGAGAAGCGCCUCUCCACUCACAGCCCCGUCCGCAUCCCCCAGACAACCAGUGACCCAGUCCUUAUUAGCAUGGACACACUGGAAGAGACAGAGACAGUCAUCAUCAGACAGGUGGAAGAAGAGGGUACGACAACCGUCACUGAAACCUCUUUUAUCUCAUCAAAGCAUUAAUCUGAGAUGCACUGCAAUUACUGCUUUUGUACCACAAUAAUUUUUGCUUUUUUUUAAUAGCGUAUAUUUAAGAGCCAAAAUUUAAUACCAGUCUACAAAGAGUUGUUUAGAAGUUUACAUAUUUCUUCAUUGACAUGAAUGUGUUUAGUUUUCAUUUGUGCGGAAUAAGUUACAAAAUACAGAUUUUAAAAACACUUUAGACAAGUGUAAGGUGAGGGAUUUAACAACAAGAACUCUGUACCAUCUGUUAAGCAUGGGGGUGGGAGCAUCAUGCUCUGUGGCUGGUUAGCUACCAGUAGAACUGACACAUCUCACUCAGUGGACGGAAUAAUAAAGAAGGAGGUUUAGCUCAGAAUUCUUCAGCAUCACCUCAAACCAUCAGCUAGAUAGUUGAAACCUGAACACAGCUGAGUUUUCCUUCAGGGCAGCUACAAACAUAUCAAAAAUGGUUGUGGAAUACAUGAAACAAGCCAGCAUUGCGCUUUUGGAAUGGUGCUAAACUUCACAACUCACAAAUAUGUGGCUUAAGCUUAAAAGUCAGGUCCGUGCCAGAAAACCAUCACAUUGAACUAAACUUUAGCAGUUCUACCAGGAUUAUCAAAUAUCGAACUGUAAUUGUACCAAAAGCUUGUUAAUAGCUACCAAUAGUGUCUGGUCAAGGUGCAAUUCAAAUAUUUCAUGUAUAAAUAUUUUUCGACUCUGUGUGUUCAAUUCAAUUUAAUUCAAAUGUAUUUAUAUAUUGCUUUUUACAACAAAAGUUGUCAUAAAGCAGCUUUACCGAGAAAAACAGGUCCACGCCUCUUAUGAGCAGCACCACAGAGAUGCCAAUUAUUGUGGUGACACAGUGGCAAGGAAAAACUACCUUAAAUCAAGAGGAAGAAACCUUAGGAGGAACCCAAGACUUGUAUGUAUAAUUUUGUCUUUUUGAUGAUUUAAAAAAACAAAACAUCACCACAUUAUUGUUUUUUUUUUCUACUAUAAAUGAUGUAAACUCAUAAAACUCAUGAAACAAAAAACAGUGUAAAAAAAUCACUAAAAGCCCAAUUUUGUCCUGACAUUCAUGUUUAUGAAGACUGUAUGUAAACUUCCAACCAAAACAAGCUUUGAUUCAUAUAAUCUUUGCGAGAAGCUUUUUAGUGAGUCAAAAAUAAGAGAAAAAUGUUUUUCAUGUUUUUAGAAGAAACCUGAUAAUAGUGAUGACUUUGACUAAAGUGUAAAAAAACAUCUGAGAGUAAUCUAUCACUUCAUUAAUUUAGCAUUACUGAUCCCAUAGAACUCAUAUAAAUCAUAAAGAGACCAGUUUAUAAUGACUCUUAGAAAACUCUAGCAAAAUAUUGACCACAACACUAAAUCCAAAGCUGUUUUUGGAAAAUAUAAAACAGUAUAUGGUAAUUAUAUUGCCAAAAGUAUUCACUCACCAAUCCAACUCAGGUUCCAAUCACUACCAUGGCCACAGGUGUAUAAAACCAAGUACCUAUGCAUGUUGCAGACUGUUUCUACAAAUAUUAGUGAAAGAACAGGUUGCUCUCAGGAGCUCAGUAAACUCCAAUGUGAUACUGUGAAAAGAGCACCUGUACAAGUCAUGACAUUUUUUCACUACUAAAUAUUCCACAGCCAACUGUCAGUGAUAUCAUACUGCCAAUAUUAUAACAAAGUGGAAGCGACUGGGAACAACAGCAACUCGCUCUGUCAGAGUAAAAACAACAGAGCGGGGUCAGCAGAUGCUGAGGAGCAUAGUGCACAGAGAAUACCAACUUUCUGCAGAGUCCAUUAAUCAAUCCCUACAGACCUUCAAACUUCCUGUAGCCCCAGGUAAGCUUAAGAACAGUAGAGCAUAGAGAACUUCAUGGAAUUGGGAAUGUGCAUAGCAGAGCAGCUCCAUCCAAGCAUUACAUCACCAAAUGUAAUGCAGACGAGCGGUACAUUUGGCAAUAUAGUGUAUGUUAUACAAAACUAUAUAAAACCUGGAUUGUUACAGAAUAAAGUUCUUUUGAAUUGCAGAUGAAUGUUCCUGUGUACUGAAAAAUGAAUGCACUAAAUUCACUUCAUUCCAAUGUAAACUAAUUAAUAUAAUGUAUGAAACAUCAGUGCAGUUUUGUUUGAGAGAUAUUAGUCUUGCUAAUAAAGAUUACAUCUG
Molecule: messenger RNA, 6353 nt
Organism: Astyanax mexicanus (Mexican tetra)
Lineage: Eukaryota; Metazoa; Chordata; Actinopteri; Characiformes; Acestrorhamphidae
Gene: epb41b
Product: erythrocyte membrane protein band 4.1b
Exons: 28
Coding region: 179-4216 (1345 amino acids)
Biological process (GO): cortical actin cytoskeleton organization
Cellular component (GO): cytoskeleton; plasma membrane
Molecular function (GO): cytoskeletal protein binding
Source: RefSeq, a predicted model, not a curated record